GAUUUUUUCGUCUUAAAAUAAAAAAAUAAAAUAAUUCUGAGUGCAAGUGAUGUUAAUAACAAAACUCUUUUCCACUCUUUUCAGUAGGAGUUAUUGUACAGUAUCGCUGAGGCCUAUUUUAGUGAAUCCGUUGUUGAAUCAAAUAGACACGCAAAACAUGGCUCCCCAUUUUCGUGAGAACAAGCAGAAGCGCAGCUACCAUGGCGUACAGCAACAUAACAAGUUUAAGAAUAAUCGCUUUGGUGGCGGCGCCGGAGGUCAGUCAAUGAAUCCAAAGGUCUUGAAAGAGAUCGACUGGUCUGACACCUCCAAACUAACGGAGAUCGUCAAGGAUUUGUAUUGCGAGAGUGACAUCACGAAGAAUCGCAAUCUCAAGGAGGUCAAAAGCUUCCUGGAGACCAAUCAAAUCAACACGAAAGGUAACCAAUUACCGAAACCCGUGUUGACCUUUGACGAAAUCCAGUUUCCGGACUACAUCAAGAAGGAGAUUCAACGACAACAGUUUGAGAAUCCGACAGCAAUUCAGGCGCAAGCAUGGCCCAUCGUGCUCAAGGGACAAAAUUUGGUAUCUAUUGCCAAAACUGGUUCCGGCAAGACACUUGGGUUCUUGUUGCCUGCCAUUAUGCACAUCAACAAUCAAAAGGCAUCGACCUACAAUGCCCGCAAAGGCCCCAUGGUGCUAGUUUUGGCACCGACACGUGAACUGGCACAGCAAAUUCAACAAGUCGCAUCGCAAUUCGGCGCUACAUCGUACAUCCGUAACACUUGUCUCUUCGGGGGCUCAAGUCGUUAUGCACAAGAACGCGAAUUGCGUCGCGGAUGCGAAAUUGUCAUCGCGACACCUGGACGGUUAAUUGACUUUUUGGAAUCUGGCGUCAUUUCUUUGGAACAAGUUACGUAUCUCGUUUUGGACGAAGCUGAUCGCAUGUUGGACAUGGGCUUUGAACCACAAAUUCGCAAGAUUUUGUCACAAGUUCGUCCGGAUCGACAAACAUUGAUGUGGUCUGCUACAUGGCCCAAGGAAGUACACAAUUUGGCCGAAGAUUUCAUUGGCAACUACUCCAUGAUCAACAUUGGCUCAAUGGAGUUGACAGCGAACCAUAACAUCAAACAACACGUGGAAGUGAUAGAAGAUUACAAAAAGGACCAACGGCUCGUCGAAUUGCUGAACGAAUUGAAGGACGAGCACGGCAACAUCAGAAAAACAUUGAUUUUUGGUGGCACAAAGAGACGUUGUGAGAAAAUCACGUCACACUUGAAUCGCGUUGGAUUCCGUUGUGUCGUUAUGCACGGAGACAAAUCUCAGAAUGAACGCGAAACUGCACUCAAAAAGUUCAGAAAUGAUUAUGCCCCUAUUUUGAUAGCUACAGACGUUUGCGCUCGCGGCCUCGAUGUCGAAGGAAUUGAUACAGUAAUUAAUUACGAUUUUUGUCAAGGUAUUGAAGAUUACGUGCACAGAAUUGGCAGAACCGGACGUUCGACGAACCUCGGACAAUCUUUC
Molecule: messenger RNA, 1501 nt
Organism: Culicoides brevitarsis
Lineage: Eukaryota; Metazoa; Arthropoda; Insecta; Diptera; Ceratopogonidae
Product: ATP-dependent RNA helicase p62-like
Exons: 4
Cellular component (GO): nucleus; ribonucleoprotein complex; cytoplasm
Molecular function (GO): ATP binding; RNA helicase activity; RNA binding
Source: RefSeq, a predicted model, not a curated record